AUUGUACUCUCUCAAACACUGAGUACGGUUCUCUGCACACAUUAAGCACUCAAUAAAUACAAUUGUUUGAUUGAGUGGCGGGGCUUGGAUCGGACACUGGGGAACAGUCAGCAGGAGACAGUUAUAGACGGGGAGACAUAUUCCCUCCCCAGAAGGGGAGGGUCCCUGGCUUUCCCAGGUUCCGGCCGGGUCUGGUCGCCCCACCUGCCCUCUGAGUCCAAGGGCACCUGCCCCUUUGCUACCCAUCACUCGAGUUUUCUCCCCAAAGAUGGGGGGAGGUUCACCCCACAGGACUGAGGACAAGAACCCUCCCCUGCGGUAGGCCCCAGGCUUAACCAGUGAGCUACAGACCCUGCAGAUGGGUGGGGGUCUCCCAGGCCCCUCCCACCCCAACCGGCCACCUCAGGGGAAGGGAACUGCUGCGGGCCGGGGUCGACUGGGCGGCAAGGCAGAAGAGACUGGCGUUGGGAAGGAAAGGCCUUCUCCCCAUUGGAAUAGCCGUUCCCCAGCGGCUCGGCGCUCCAACCCCUGGCCUGGAGACUCCGAUCCUCCUGCUUCUGGUGUCCUGGGCCUAGAAACUCCGGUCCUACCGCUUCUUGUGCCCUGGGCUUGGAGACUCCGAUCCUCCCGCUCCUGGUGCCCCAGGCCUGGAGACUCCAGUCUUCCCACUCCCGGUGCCCUGGGCCAGCCUGUGGUCGGGCAGAGUGGACGACCAGUUUCGUCCUUGGGGCCACUGCCCUGGACCUUGUGGUUUGGCUCCUACCCCAAACCGGCUGACACAAGCAACAUAUUUGAUUGUGAAAUUGAACCCAGGAGUCCAUCUGUGCCAACCCCUCGCCCGCCGAGCCCCUCCCAGGGCCAAGGGUUUAAACCGUGACCGCGCUCGGCCGGGAUCCUCAGAUUCCGCGGCAGCAGCGGCAUGAAGUCCGGAGGCCUCUUCGUCUUCGUGGCCCUUGUGGCUCUGAGCCCCGUCCAAGUGACUCCAAAACCCCCUCCGUGCCAAACCCAGCCAUCAAAAGGAAGGUGUGGACACCAAUGCAGGGGAGACAGUUCCUGCCCUCCGGCACAAAAAUGCUGCAGCAGUGGAUGUGGCCAAGUCUGUGCUCCAGAGUUUCCACCGGCGAAACCGAAACUCGGCAUCUGCCCACCCAUCCCAAAAAGAACAAAAGGGAGAUGUGUACAGAAUUGCAAAGGGGACGAAUCCUGCCCUCCCGGGAGAAAGUGCUGCUCCAACGGAUGUGACCAUAUCUGUGUGCCGCCAAUGAAAACCGUGAUUCCAAAACGCCCCCCCUGCCCACCCCCACCAUCGGGAAAAAAAGGGAGAUGUGAUCAAGAUUGCCAGAAAGACUCUACCUGCCAAAGGAAGCCGGAGUGCUGCAGCCAAGGUUGUGGACAGGCCUGCGGUCCACCAACGAAAGGCAGUUUCAGUGGGACAAGGUGGCCCCAGGGGAAGAGGCCGAUCCCAGAUGGCACAGUGGUUCAUAGACCCGGUAUCUGCCCCAAACUGCCACCAUCUCCAACAGGGAAGUGUUCACAGAAUUGCAGGGGAGACUAUUCCUGCCCUCGGGGGCAUAAAUGCUGCAGCAGCGGAUGUGGCCAAGUGUGUGCACCAGCGACGACGAAGGCUUCUGGAAGUAUCUGUGAGAAGCCCGUGGAGGUAGGCCGAUGUAUGGGCCACAUGCCCAUGUACUACUAUAACUCCAAGAAGAAGAAAUGUGAACCGUUCAUCUAUGGAGGCUGUCAGGGGAACGAGAACCGGUUUAAGACCAUGGACUUGUGCAAGUCUCACUGUGGAGGGAGCACGAAAUCCGGGAGAUGCCCACCUCCACCGAAAGGAUACCGUGGAAGCUGUUACGAAUCCUGCAAAGGAGACCAGUACUGCCCUCCGAAACACAAGUGCUGCAGCAACGGAUGUGGUCGUUCCUGCAAGUUAGCGGUGACAGACAACCCAUGGAUCUCCUUCAAUUGAUCGUCCACCCAGGGAUGGCCAUCUGCCCACUCAUGGAAGCCGGAGAUCUGCGGCUUCGGGG
Ornithorhynchus anatinus (platypus) is the source of this 2030-nucleotide messenger RNA. Its product is annotated as WAP four-disulfide core domain protein 3-like. NCBI's taxonomy places the organism in Eukaryota, Metazoa, Chordata, Mammalia, Monotremata, Ornithorhynchidae. Gene Ontology annotation, biological process: negative regulation of peptidase activity; innate immune response; antibacterial humoral response. Gene Ontology annotation, cellular component: extracellular region. Gene Ontology annotation, molecular function: serine-type endopeptidase inhibitor activity. The transcript is spliced from 9 exons. Bases 920 to 1969 code for a protein of 349 amino acids. The record is from RefSeq and is a predicted model, not a curated record.